This is a messenger RNA of Humulus lupulus (European hop), 2226 nucleotides long. RefSeq lists its product as uncharacterized. NCBI's taxonomy places the organism in Eukaryota, Viridiplantae, Streptophyta, Magnoliopsida, Rosales, Cannabaceae. The record is from RefSeq and is a predicted model, not a curated record. Gene Ontology annotation, molecular function: nucleic acid binding; RNA-DNA hybrid ribonuclease activity. The transcript has 2 exons. Gene Ontology annotation, biological process: DNA integration. Bases 1 to 2226 code for a protein of 741 amino acids.
AUGUCUGACCGUUGCCAACCCUUCUUGCAAUGCAUAAGGAAAUCUACCAUCACUACCUGGGGACCAGAGCAGAAAAACGCAUUGGAAGAACUGAAAACUUAUUUAAGCUCUCCUCCUAUAUUAAGCUCCCCCAUUGCUAAUGAAGAUUUAUUCUUAUAUUUGUCUGUCUCACAAUUCGCUGUAAGCUCUGUCCUCUUCCGAGAAGAAGCCAAUCGUCAAAGGCCGGUGUUCUACUGCAGCAAGAUGCUCUUGGAUGCUGAAACCCGAUACAGUAUGAUGGAAAAGUUGGCACUCGCACUCCUUACGGCAAAGAAGAAGUUACGACAAUAUUUUGAAAGCCACACCAUCGUUGUAUAUAUGGACUAUCCAUUGAAGCAGGUAUUGAGUAAGCCCGACCUCUCUGGAAGGCUAUCUAAAUGGGCCAUUGAGCUAGGGACAUACGAUAUUCAGUAUUUGCCACGAAAAGCUAAAAAAGGACAGGUACUCGCCGACUUCCUGGUUGAAAUUCAGUCGUUCACCCCUGACGCUCUGCCAGAGUUGUUAGAAUCAGAAGAUCAAUGGGUGUGGACGAUGUACACUGACGGAGCAUCCAAUUCCCAGGGGGCUGGUAUUGGCGUCGUAUUAGAAGCUCCUUCGGGCCUCAAAAUCGAAGAAGCCAUUCAUUUAGAGCAAUCCACAACGAAUAAUGAAGCAGAAUAUGAGGCACUAAUCUAUGGUUUGGAACUCGCACGAGAAAUGAGAAUCCAAUGUCUGAACGUCAGAGGCGACUCGCAGCUUAUGAUAGAGCAAGUGGCUAGAAAUUUCGAUACCAAAGCACCUCAUCUGGCUAGCCUUCUGCAGAAGGUAACUGACUUACGAUCGCAUUUUCGUCAGUUCGAACUCAUACAAGUACCCAGGGAGCAAAAUCAGAAGGCCGACGCCCUUGCCAAAUUAGCUUCUGCGGGAGGAUGCACGCGCCAGUCCUCCAUAUCUAGAAGCCGAUCAAGCAAAGACAGGGAAGUCUAUUCAACCUCAUCAGAACCUGAAUGCUGGAUAGAUCCGAUCAUAAAAUACUUGACCACCUCCGAGCUCCCACCUAAUCCGAAAGAUGCAAAGCUUCUGCGCCUUCGGGCACAACGCUAUUCCAUGAUUAAUGGGACGUUGUACCGAAAAUCCUUCAACGGCCCAUACCUACGGUGUUUGCACCCAUCAGAAGCUAAAAAAUUAUUAGAGGAAAGACAUGAGGGGGCAUGUGGAAAUCACAUAGGGGGACGAAGCUUGGCGCACAAGGCACUUACAGCAGGGUAUUACUGGCCAUACAUGAUGACAGAAGCGCGGGAUUAUGCCAAAAAAUGCGACAAAUGCCAACGAUUUGCACCCACCAUCCAUCAACCUGCUCAAACCUUACACUCCAUCGUUGCACCUUGGCCUUUCACAAAAUGGGGUAUGGAUGUAGUGGGUGAACUACCUAAGGCUGUUGGUGGAAGAUGGUAUGCUCUUGUAGCCACUGACUACUUCACAAAAUGGGUUGUGGCAGAGGCAUACGUCACGGUCAGCAAAACAGACACUAUGUCCUUCAUCGGGAAGCAUAUUAUAUGUCAAUUUGGAAUACCCUGGGAGAUAGUCGUGGACAAUGGAACUCCGUUCCAAAAUGCGAAGGUACAAGAGCUAUGCGACACGUACAAGAUCAAGCUAAGCUUUGCCUCUGUCACUUACUCACAGGGAAAUGGUCAAGCAGAGGCUUCCAACAAAGUCAUCUUUGCCAACAUUAAGAAGAAUUUGGAAGACAAAAAAGGAGCGUGGGUAGAAGAAUUGCCGAAAGUAUUAUGGGCUUAUAGGACAACAAAAAGAUCCUCCACGGGGGAAUCUCCCUACGCCAUGGUAUAUGGAACAAAGGUCAUCAUCCCAACAGAAGUCGGUCUACCUACACUUCGGACAGAGAUCGCAUCUGACCCAACAACAAACAACAUUCAAUUGCUGCACAACCUGGACCUUCUGGAAGAAGCACGUACAAUGGCACAAUUACGACUAGAGAAUUAUCAAAAGGUCGCAGAACGCUACUACAACAAAAGGGUCCACUUGCACACAUUUCUAGAAGGUGAUUGGGUUCUGCGUAAGGUCACAGGCAACAAGAAGAAGCUAGAGACUAAUUGGGAAGGGCCUUUCCAAAUCAUUAAAGUACUAGGCAGAGAGUCUUACACUCUAAAAAAUAUGCUAAGCAUGAAAUCAGAAGGCGAUGUAUACUAA